This is a messenger RNA of Sungouiella intermedia, 1275 nucleotides long. The record is from the annotation of a GenBank genome assembly. NCBI's taxonomy places the organism in Eukaryota, Fungi, Ascomycota, Pichiomycetes, Serinales, Metschnikowiaceae.
AUGAAAAGCUCAUUUCUACUUACCUUGACAGCCGCCAUCGCUGUCCUGAUGGCAGCGAGUCUGGCCUCCCAGAACGGUCCGAACGUUCAGACGGGUGCCCCUGAAGAGAUUAUUUCAGGAUCUCAAACAUCGACAGUUACAACAUCGCAGCAAACCGCUCAAGGUUCCCAGGUGGCAGAUUCAAACACCGCUGUCGAUGUGAUUGAGUUCGAGAACGUGGGAUACACUGGCUACUACUACGACGUCGCCACGCUUGGAGAGUCUUCGAGCUCGUGUGGAUGUGCAUUGAGUGAAUCUUUCACGGUGUUCACCGGUUCCAACUCCCCUCUUGAUGAGGAGCUUUCAGUUCAUUUCCGUGGUCCGCUCCACUUGGAACAGUUUGCUUACUACACUGCCGACGACUCGUCCAGUGGAUCAUGGUCGCGUGUCUCCUACUACAAUGCUUCUUCUCAGACGGCUAACAACGUUACAUUCUUGAACAAUGCAGGUGAGCAAAACUCGUGCUUGGGUAAAGCUUUGACCUACUCGUCUGGAAAUGGUACAGGUUCCUCAACGAGUUCCACUAUCUUGGAGGCCGACAACUUGGUCGAGUCCAAUGAGGAAUACACCAUCUUCUCUUCCCAGAGCUGUCCAGACUCUGGUUUCAACAACGCCUGUGGUGUUUACAGACUGGGUAUUCCAGCCUACCACGGCUUUGGAGGUACCACCAAGUUGUUCUUGUUCGAGUGGACCAUGCCUCAAACAACCACCACGAACAAAUCCAUUGACUACUACGAUAUGCCUGCCAUCUGGUUCUUGAACGCCAAGAUCCCCAGAACAAGUCAGUAUUCCUCCAACAGCAGCUGUUCUUGCUGGAACUCUGGGUGUGGAGAGCUCGAUGUUUUUGAGGUUCUCAACCUGACCACUCCACAUAAACUCUAUGCCACCAUCCACGAUUACCAGGGCACUGACAGUAUCAACGCAGGCAUUGCUGCAUCUGGUUACUUCUCCAGAAGCACUUCUUCCACAAUGAAGGGAGGAGUUAGAUUCGGCACUGACGGAACCAUUUCCAUCUUCUUGCUGGAUGACUUGUCCAUCGAUGAGUCCAUUGACGCUUCCGAUGUGAGCUCCUGGAUUUCUGGUGCUGGAACUGAAGACGUCAAGUCCUUGUCUUCUAUUUCUAUGAACACAUCCGCCACUCUGUCGUCCAAGAAGUCUGGCAGCAAUUCGGUGGAGUCCCACGGUUUCUUUUCAGCACUCGUCACCUUCAUGGUGCUGGCCCUUUUAUAUAUAUAG